GCGGGAAAUCCUUCGUAAAAAAGCUUUGUUAGGUCAAAAAGGAUCCAAAAGACACAGUGUACGUGCGCCACGGUUCAAAAUAUAUUGCUAAAUGUAUAAGUGGAAGUGGUACCGAUAGAAGUGCCCCGUGCCCGUUGCAAAAACUUAUUCAUUACGGAUGUACGCAUCGUAAAUGGCUCAAAAUAUAGUGUUUUAUAAAUGUUUAAGUGGUUUACGUGGUAGUUAAAUGUACUCACUGCACCCAUAGAAGUGCGCUUUGCAGAUAUCGCAAUUAAAAUUGCAUUAAAAUUUGAUUGGAACGUGUGCGCUAAAUGGGGAAAGUUAAGUGAUUAGGGGCGCACAAAGUUUGGCAAAUUAUGUGAAAGUUUUAAUGCGAAUCAACGAGCAAAAGAGGCCAAAUACAAUGUGCCGUUAAUUGGAGCAGCGACAAGAACAGGACCUGAAGGACACACAACGAGGCGGGGAUAACGAGCAGCAACAGUGGCCUGGCCAGUGGCAGUGGAAGACCAACCUAGAUUCAAAGUUCGUGCCAUAAAUCUUCAACUUGCAUGGAAUUAAUACCCCACCACCAGCAGGAGGAGGGGGUGGCGCAACAGGAGAAAGUCUAGGUGGGGGGGCGUUGCGCAUGCAACACACAUUAGUGGGUCACUCGAAGAUGAUGACGCUGAUGACCACAACCGCAGAAACAAGAGAAAUAACAGCAGCAAAACAAGCAGCCGCCUUGCAGGGUAAAAUUAUAUAAAAUUAUCAUGCAGGACGGGCCACAGCGAGCAGCAGCAAGUCGGCCACUUGACGGCGGCAGGCGGCAGGAAAAGGCUAAGGCUACGCUGCAGCGGAGGGUCGCAUGACGUACACGACUGCUGGCCAAUUUGUCCGAAAAAGGAGACAAGCGGACCCAACCAACCGAACUUAGCCACUAACCAAGCGGAAACUGCAACUGCAACAGCAACAGAAACUGCAACUGAAACAAAUAGAGAAACAAAAGAUCAAAAGUGUACCCAACAAUUGAAACUUUUCGGCCCGAAUGGCAAAAGUUUUCGAACAAUUGCCACAGCGUUGGGGCGGGCAGCGUUGAAAAGCGACGCUAAAAAUGUCAAAAUGGCGAAGUUAACGUUGCCGCGACUUCUGCAGCGACUGCAGCUGUUGGCGUUGCAACUGGCCACGCCCAGCAGCCAGCCGCCACAACAUCAGCAGCAGCAGCAGCACCCACAUCCACACGGCUGCCACCUAAUGGCCAUGCAACUCUGUCAGGCCAUGCUCCUCUAUGGCUGCCUCCUGCUCCUCCAUGCGUCUGUCACCGUGUCUGCCUCGGCAUCGGCCACGCACACGACGCUGGCUCUGAAUCUCUCAUCAGCCAUUGAUCUAAACCAACUUAAAAACCAUCCAGGGCAGCAGCCUGAGCAUCAACGCGCACAGAAACGUGACGCUGCCAAUGUGCCUGAUGAUGACUACGAUGGCAGCUAUCCGGAUGAUAUCGACGAACUUGAGGCCUUGCUAAAUAAUAAGUCAGCAAAGGGCAAGUACAUUGGGGCGCCGUGCAACGAGCUGAAGUGCGACGUGAAGCUGCUGCAUGUGGCCUGCGACAAGGAGACGCAGACCUGCACAUGCGAACGCAACUAUCCCGUGCAGCUGGGACUGAUAAAGGGUUGCGCCAAACCUAAAAAACUGGGCGAUCAGUGUUUCUACGAUGAGACGUGCAUCUACAACGAUGAGAACUCCCUUUGUGUUCAGGUGCGCCACAAUGCGAUGUGUCAGUGUGCCAGUGGCUAUCAUUCGGUCAGCUACACGAAGCCGACACGGCGUGUCUUUUGCACGCCAGAUCUCAGCGAGCUGAGCUCGGAUCUGCCCACGCUGCUGGGCGUCUCCACGGGCAUUGCCGUGCUGGCCGGGCUCAUCUGCAUGGUGCUGCAUCUGUUCAGCAAGACCAAGUAUCCCAGGAGCCGCAACUACGCGGAUGCCAGCAUUCCGCCGCCCAUUCUCUACUCCAGCGAUACAGGGAUACCGCUGACAGUGCACUCGGCACGGCCAUCGUCGCGGUCUAGCAUACGUUCGACGGGAUCGAUUGGCUCCUUUGGACAGCGACGGGCUUCGGUUGGAGGACAGGCGAGCGGAGCAGCAGGUGGAACAGGUGGUGAAGGAGGUGGUGCUGGCGGUGGAGGCGGCGGCGGCGGCGGGUCGAAGGGCAUACUGGUGUCGACGUCUCGUACAGGUGCGGCUAGAUCGGCUGCCAUAUUGCUCAUAUCGUGUCACAUAGCGGCCGUGUCCAAACAAAAUUCUCGCGCCUCAUCGCGUCACACAUCCGGAGCCGGUUGCAGCCAGCAUUCGCGCGACGAUCUCGACGAGAACAGUGGCGGCGGUGGCGUUGGCAGUGCGAGCGGUUGUCGCAGCUGCGAGAGCUCGCACUCGAUGAACCGCCAACUGCAGAAGCAACUGAACCAUCAGCGGCAUCUGCUCAGCUUUGAGCUGUCGCCGGCCAGGUCAAAGAAUCAGGAUAGAUUUAGGACCCUCUUGGGCAUGAACGGAAUUGAUAAUAAUUAUAGAACCCAUGACGAUGAUGACGACGACUACGGUCCCCAUAGCAUAGAUCCCGGCACUGUCCCAGCACACGCACCCACAAACGCCCACGCGCAGGCACAUGGCCAUGACAGCUAUGUCGGUGGUGGUGCCAGUGGUGCUAGUGGUGCUGCUGCUGGUUAUAGUUAUGGUUAUGGUUAUGGUUAUAGCGAUGCCGAUACCAAUGGCGAUACCAACGGCACUGACGGCGCCGAGCUGCAUCAUUUGCAAAUUGGCGCACUCCCCACGCCGGCGAGUGAAACGCCCCGAUUUGCGUUGGAGAUAAUCGUGCUCCCAAGUUCUCGAAGACCAAGUCUAGCAUCGGUGCACAGCACGAGCUCAUCGGUGCGCAGCUACAGCAUGAUGCGGUUCGAGAAGGAGACACAACAGAAGGAGAUCCGGCAGGAGAUGAAGCUGCGGCUGGCCCGGUUGCAGCAGCAGCAGCACCUCACGCAGAACAAGCCGCAAAUUGUCAUCGGUGAGGCGCUGCUGCAGCAUGGGGCCUUGGGUCGGGUAACCAUACCCACGCCCAGCCCACUGACGCCCAACUCACUGGACGAGCUGCUGCCGUCACUGGAUGAGAAUCAGGAGUAUCCACCCAGGCUACACGGGACAUACAAGCAGCUGGUGCAGCCAGGUACCUCAGCAGGUGGCGGCGGGGGAGCUGGAGCCCUGCGAGCAGCUGCCGCCCAAUCGUCUCCGGCCAGUGCAAACGGCUACCAUGGUCCCUGCAGCUCAUCGACUGAGGCCCUCUAAAGCUAGCCCGGCACCCCCGGGGGCAUAAAUACAUAUAAGUAUUAAAGUAUUCAAGUAGAUCGUAAGCCAAAACCCAAAGUUCUCAUUUGCUGCUGAUUUGCUGUGCUGUUGUAGGGCGCCGAUUAGCGAAUUAAAUUGAACGUCAAACGUGUUGUAGUCAGUCAGCUUAGAUUAUGUGUAACAUAGUAAGCCCCUACCCAAUGCCGCCUAAGCAGCCACCCCCCCGUAGCCUAGGCUAAGUUCUGUUACCGACUAAGCGAGUUCGUUCUCCAGUUUAGUAAUGUAUCAUACAUACAUACAUAUGCAUAUGUAUUUGUAUAUGUACGUAGCGAGAGAGUUAAUAAUCGAAACAUUUUAUACUUGUGUGUGUAUUGUCAUACAGUUUUGUAGCAGUUAGAUAUUUACAAAUUAAUUCGAUGGAAUGGCGCAUGGGGUCAGGUCCAGGGAUCCUUAACAACAACAACAACAACUUCUUCAGCGAUUCAGAAUUCGAAUCCUUUCUCCCCUGACCCCAUACGUUGCCAUUUGAUGGAUCAUCAUGAAUUGAUUAGUUUAAACAAAUUAGUCUCUAGUCUAGUGUCUAGUGUUUAUCGUUAGGGUGAGAUAGUACUGAUAAAAUAUACGCGAAAUGAAUUUAUAAAAUUUAUGUUUAUGAACAAAAAAGAACAGAACAGAACAGAACAGAACAUUGUUCACACGUACCGUACUCCCGAUGAAAAUGAAAUAUGAAUAUGAAAUAUGAGAAACUAUUUAUGAAUACAGAGACAGAGACAGUAACAGUAACAGGCACAGUCGUUAUCUAGCUAAAUCAAUAAUUAUGUUAAGCGAUAAAACCAAAACAAAAUGUUGAUCAGACAAAGCUCUUGAGUUGAGUUGUUUGUUGUAGGAGCCAACGUAGAAUGGCGAAUCAAUCGAAUCUUUGUGGCAAGUCAAUUUUAGUUUACGAUUAACGAAUUUUUCUACAAAAGGCGUUUCAAAUGAAUACAAUAAUCGAAUAGAUCAAAUGUACAUACAUUUACUUACCCUAGAGCCCCCAAUUCGAUCGAUCGAUUUGAUUGUAAUAAUUAAUUAACCAACUAAUAACUAAACUAACGAGUAUUUGAUACCAUGGGUUGUUGCCUGUAGUUUGGUUCCAUGAUUUUUUGUGUCCCUACUAUCUAUACAUAGAUCUCUGUUCCGUUCCCCAAGAAUACAAAAACCAGCUAUAGAAGACGUUGAAAAAAUACACUAUAUACACCUAAACCAUGCCUACAUAUACAUACAUACAUACUGUCCGUAUAUAUGUAUGUACUUACCUAUGCUAUACAUACAUACAUAUAUGUACUUACGAAAGGUAGACAACAUAUCUAAGGUUCAGUGUUGGUUGCAUACGGGAGUAAAUAGAAAUAAAUGCAAUUUUGUGUUUUCAAAA
This is a messenger RNA of Drosophila obscura, 4720 nucleotides long. RefSeq lists its product as uncharacterized. The record is from RefSeq and is a predicted model, not a curated record. Lineage: Eukaryota; Metazoa; Arthropoda; Insecta; Diptera; Drosophilidae. The transcript has 9 exons. Bases 1099 to 3309 code for a protein of 736 amino acids.